AUGAAUGAACCCCCAACAUGUCAUGACGUCGCCCGUGUUGAUGCAGUCAGGGUUUCUGCGAAUAAGCAGAGCAACGUUGAUGGAGUUUCCAAUGGGGAUGGUGCGCCGAAACAAACUUUUGGAAAUUUACGAUUCAGGCACGGUUCAUCUGCUAGGUAUGAUUCGUAUUUUGCCAAGGAUCAACCAUGGGUGAAAAUCUCAGGGAAAAUAUGCUCCGAGUUUGUGGAAGAACUCCCUGAAUUAGAGGAGAUAUAUUCAGGAAAUCCGAACGCCAGAGCCGUUGGAGUUUCAGAUGCUGCUACGUCACAGAGUCGACCGACGGAAUCGCCGACGGCCUCAGCGGCAGUGGACUCGAUUGCUUCGGAGGACCAAACCUUCGCUGCUCGAUCUUCCUCCAGGACGCCUCAAUCCCUUUUCUCGGAUAUCACAACGCCUGCCAAGAGGCGUCGAACCAAUGAGAGUGACAGGGCCUCCUUUCACUCGAUUGGGCAAACUGCGUCUAUUUUAUCAUACCAUGAGAGGACGCAUAGUUUUGAAGACCCCGUGAUCAGACAGGACGACGCCAUUGACUCCCUUCUACGAGCCGCCGAUUUCUCUGAGCAUAGAUCUCAUCAAAUAGGCCCACUUGGCUCUCCAUCCCAGAGCCAAAUACGAGCCUACGCUGAAGACCAAAAUGACACACCACGACCGUGGCCGCACGUGAAUAUCCAAGAAGCUUGCCUGAUGAGAUACUUUAUUGAUAAACUAGCAUGCUGGUUUGACCUCUGCGAUCCAGAACGGCAUUUUGCUCUUGUAGUCCCGCAAAGGGCCAAGCACUGUCCAGCGUUGCUUAAUGCCAUCUAUACGGCUUCGGCGAGACACCUUUGCCGUCUUGACAAGUACAAGAAGGGGAAUGUAGUGGAGUAUAUGGAGAAACGACUUACUGACCUGCACAUUGAGACAGCCGUUGAAUAUCACAGUCGAUGCAUCGAGCACCUAGUUGCCGUUUCGGGUGACCCUGAGGCAGUUUUUGAUGAAAAUCUCCUGGUGGCCUCGAUCAUCUUACGGUUCUAUGAGGAAGUUGACGCACCUUUAAAUGGGGGAGACUGGGAGACAGGACUCCAAGGGACAGGGGUAUUCAUUGAAGCACAAGCAUCCUCAGUAUCUCAAAGUAGUCUUCGCCGUGCCGCAUUUCGCGUAGCAUACCGCCAAGAGGUUUACAUCGCUUUUAUUAGACAGCGCCCUUUCCGUCUGCCUUUGAAUUGCGAUGAUUAUCGAUCCCUUGAACCAGCUGAUGAUCAUACUUGGGCUCACCGUGUAAUAGUACACUGUGCGGAUGUUCUGAGAUAUUGUUAUGGCGAAGAUCGCUCGAACAAUGAUGAUUACUAUGAACUAGUAGAGUACUAUCAUGGCUGGGAUAGCCUGAGACCGAAGUCUUUUGAGCCGAUCUUUGAAAGGCCGCCCGAUAUUGACAGGGGAGAGGUGUAUCCAGAAUUAUGGUUUCUUUCGGAUUGCCACGUCCAACACUUUGAUCUCUCCAAGAUCCUCCUCAAAGUCUACGACCCCCGAAUUCCCCGUCUCGGCCCAUCCCAUCGGGCAGCAACUAGACAGGUCGAGGUUGAAGUGAAUGAAAUAGUAAAACGCCUUUGUGGUGUAGCAUUAUCUAAUCGACGGGCGCCUCCUACUAUGAAUACCGCUUGUAUAGCUAUUGCAAUCUGUGGCGACCAAUUUACGGAAUUGAGGGAACAGCAAAGCAUUUUGGAUGUGUUGGUGUACACUGAUACCAAACAUGGGUGGCCGACGAAAGAGAUUCAGGAUAGGUUGAAAAAUGCUUGGGGCUGGCCAAAGGGUAGAUGA
Messenger RNA from Amorphotheca resinae ATCC 22711, 1836 nucleotides. RefSeq lists its product as hypothetical. The record is from RefSeq and is a predicted model, not a curated record. Gene Ontology annotation, biological process: positive regulation of transcription by RNA polymerase II. Bases 1 to 1836 code for a protein of 611 amino acids. Gene Ontology annotation, molecular function: transcription cis-regulatory region binding; DNA-binding transcription factor activity. Gene Ontology annotation, cellular component: nucleus. The transcript is spliced from 6 exons. Lineage: Eukaryota; Fungi; Ascomycota; Leotiomycetes; Helotiales; Amorphothecaceae.